AACUAUUACAUAUAAAAGAUGAGAAUAUUAAGUUGUCUUCUAUCGAAUGUACCAAUAGUGUCCAAUACAUCAAGUAUAUUUCAGAGAAUAUUGAUGCAUUUCCCGGAUGGAGGAAACAUGUCCCUUGCAUUUGCCUAUGGAUCUGGUGUUUUUGCCCAAAAAGGUCACAAAAAUCCCACAGCUAACAUGUUAGACUUCAUAUUUGCUGUCCAAGAUCCCUUAAAAUGGCACAGCGAAAAUUUGAGUUUAAAUCAGAACCAUUAUUCAUUGUUGAUGCAAAAAUUAGGCGCUGAACGAAUUGCCCAACUUCAAGAAAACUAUGGUGCAAAUAUAUUUUAUAAUACUUUGAUUAUAUGCGAAGGACGAAUAAUAAAAUACGGCAUAAUAAGUAAUGAAAAACUUGAAAGCGAUUUAUUGAAUUGGGACAAUUUAUAUGUCGCAGGGAGACUUCACAAACCUGUAAAUAUUAUACGACACAGGUUUGAGAACAAUCCGAAAUUAAUGCUUGCUAUGAGACGUAAUUAUCAUAGUGCGCUGUAUGCAUCGUUUCUAAUGCUUCCCGAAGUAUUUUCUGAGUGGCAACUGUACCACACCAUUGCUGGUUUGAGUUAUUUAGGCGAUUUUCGAAUGAAGUUUGGCGAAGACAAAAAUAAAGUCAGCAACAUAGUCGAGCCAAAUUAUACAAGAUUUCAAGACCUCUACCACCCGAUUCUUGAAUCUAUAGCAGCCGAUUGCAGAGAAUUUGUGUCCUGGAAUGUAAAAAGUGCGGUGGUAGAAGUUGACAGUUCACCAAAAGCGCGACAUGUUUACUUGGACAAACUUCCGUUGAGAGUGCAGAUUCGAAUGGCGAGGGAAUUUGAUAGAAAUGCAAUACAAAUUCGAGACACUGAAGAAAUUCUUCGCAACAUAGCGCGGUAUGCUAAUAUUGAAGAUCCUGUUAGAGAUGCUUUAAUUUAUACUGUAAAAAGAUCUUCCUGGUCACAGAGUCGGAAGUCUCUGAUCGGCGUAGGCCCCGUCAAAGGGUGGAAAUAUGCAUCACAAAAACUCGACAAAAUGUGGAAGGGAAUGAAGAAUAGUAAAAAGCUAACAGAAACUGUAGGAGAUACUUGAUUUGCAAUUAAAAUUCUGCGAAUCAUUUUAAUUUAGUUUCCACCAUUUCAGUUUCGCUUGAUUGUUUACCAUACAUUUCUAUCCGACAGUUUAAAGGAAUAUAGUGACAUACCAUCCAAGUCACAAAAGAUUUUAAAGUCUCUUUUUUCGUUUUUAAGAACCAUUUAGAGUAGACCCCGAUGGUAUCUCCGGAUAUACUGUCUCGUGGUUUUUAAAUCCUAUUCCAGCCUUCAAUAGGCGGAACCUGAGGUUAAAUUCAUAGCGGUGUAUUGAUUACUUACUUAAACACCUGCAACUUCAAGAUUUCGUUGCAUUCCAGUUUUUACCCAGUUCUGUAUACCCCGGCUAUGGAGGAUGCCUUCGAAAUGAAUAUUUGAGGCAUCGGAACGACAUGCGGGGGGUCCGCACCGCUCGGGGAUAAUAGGUGUGUACCUUCAUAGGCAUUGUUACUUGUAUCUUUCCUAUCGCAAAUACAAAACGCAUUUUUACUACUAAUCUGCAAAGUAUUUUGGCUGGCGCACAUAUCACCAAAAGAUCUCAGCGCGUAUGGCAUCGUCACAUUCUUGAUGCUGAGGGGGU
Messenger RNA from Styela clava, 1689 nucleotides. Its product is annotated as phosphatidate cytidylyltransferase, mitochondrial-like. Gene Ontology annotation, biological process: CDP-diacylglycerol biosynthetic process; cardiolipin biosynthetic process. Lineage: Eukaryota; Metazoa; Chordata; Ascidiacea; Stolidobranchia; Styelidae. The record is from RefSeq and is a predicted model, not a curated record. Gene Ontology annotation, molecular function: phosphatidate cytidylyltransferase activity. Gene Ontology annotation, cellular component: mitochondrion.